GGCGGCAGCGGCCGGGCCCCGCGCGCUCCAUGGCGGCCGCUGCCGGCCCCGACGAGGCGGACGAGGCGGUGCGGGGAACGUGCGAGGACGCGUCCGUCUGCAAACGGUUUGCUGUGAGUGUUGGCUACUGGAAGGACCCUUACAUCCAGUAUUUUGUGAGACAAGCCAAAGAAAGGAAAGCACCUGAGAUCAACAGAGGUUACUAUGCCCGUGUGCACGGAGUCAGUCACCUGAUCAAGGCUUUCCUGGAGAGGACAGAAUGCAACUGUCAGAUUGUAAAUCUUGGGGCUGGCAUGGACACCCUGUUCUGGAGGCUGAAGGAUGAAAAUCUUCUCCCUAGAAAAUAUUUUGAAGUGGAUUUUCCAAUGAUCGUUGCAAGAAAAAUACAUAAUAUCAAAUCAAAACCUCCCCUGUCAAAACCAAUUAUGGAAUCCCAUUCAGGGGACUCUCUUCUAAUAGACUCCCACAGCCUGGACUCCAGUCGAUAUUCCAUAGUGGGAGCAGACCUCCGUUUCCCAUCAGAUCUGGAGGAAAAGCUAAAGAAACAUAGCUUGGAUAUGCAUUUGCCAACGCUGCUGGUGGCCGAGUGUGUGCUGGUUUACAUGACCCCCCAGCAGUCUGCAAACCUGCUCAAGUGGGCAGCGAGCGCCUUCCCCGUGGCCAUGGUUAUCAAUUAUGAGCAGGUGAACAUGAGGGACCGCUUCGGGCAGAUCAUGAUCGAGAACCUGCAGCGGCGGCAGUGCAACCUGGCCGGGGUGGAGCUCUGCGCCUCCCUGCACUCCCAGAGGGAGCGGCUGCUGGUGAGCGGCUGGGAAAAUGCCCGUGCCAUCGACAUGAUGAAGGUGUACAGCUCCCUGCCACAGGCUGAUGUCAAAAGAAUAGAAGCCCUUGAAUUCCUGGAUGAAAAGGAGCUGUUUGAACAACUGAUGCAGCACUACUGCAUCUGCUGGGCUUCCAAGGACAGCAGCAACCUGGGCUUCUCUGCACUGUCCCCAUUUGCAGCCAUCUGACACUGAAGUUUUCCACGCCGCUUUCUCCCUGGGGGAGAAUAUUCCCUCUGAAAUGAGCCCUUUUACGUGUUCCUUUUGUUCUUCAAAUUCUGCCUCUCCUGGACUGGGAUUUCUGUGAAAGAGAGACUUGUUUUAGGCUUCCUGUAGCAUUUGGAUGUUGCUGCUGCUCAAGACGUGAUAAAAUGGGAGGAAUUGUUGUUUGGCUGAAGGAUGGAUGUGUUUGUCCAGAUUAGAAAGACAACGCUGCUGCAGUCACAGUUUGUCUCUGCUUCUGGCUGCAAUUUCAGGGACUCCAGUCUUUCCAGAAAACCUCUGCCUGCUGCUUGUAUCAUUUCCCCCCCUCAUCCUCUCUGCCCUUCCCCUGCUCCUGACAGAGUAUCCAAGAGCAGAUUUUAUUGACUGUUCUCCUGCAAAUGGGAAUAGAUUUGGUCUCUGCAGCCUGCCUGGGCAGCGAAGCCUCUGACAGAGCUGGUAAAGGGGAUCUUCAAAUAAAAACUGGUAAAAGGAGCUCUUCAACACCCUGUUGCUGCUGCUGUGACAGAGCUGCUGCCUUGUGCUGGUGCUCUCCUGAGUCCCCCAGAGCUGUGAGCUCAAAACCAAUGUUCUCUGUGGGAUUUCUUCAGGCUGGAAAGUGCUGACUGGAAUACACAACUUAUUUCAGAGGAGUUAAUGCCCAAAAGUUCACCUGUUAGAGCAGCCCCUGUUUUGGGGGUGUCAGCAAUGUGAUUAGAGAAGGGCUGGGGGCAGUUUGGGGUGCUGAGGUUGAGGGGUGCGGGGUAUCUUAGAAUUUACAAAAGUCAGCGAUCUCAAAGGUGAUAAUCAAGUGUCCAAUGGACAUGGCGUGGGUAUGCCUCCAUCUAAAGCAGGGCUCUUUUAUCCAGAGGGAAUUUACUGCCCUCAUUUAUGGUACCUUCCCCUGCUUUGUCCUCCUGAUUUCAUGGGCAGACCCCGAGGUUCCUGAGCAUUGUGUUGUUCCCUUCUGCCAUGCAAAACUCCAGUGCUCCUGCAAAUUGAUUUCAUCAAAUGAAUUGCUGCAUCGCAAUCAAAACAGGGUUAGAGAAGUCCAGCCCAGCCUGUUUCCUGCUUUCCUCACACCAAAUCCUUUAUGCUUAAAUUUAAAAAAAAAAUGAAAUAACUCUCCAAGCAUCUUUCUUGCUGCACGUGGCUGCCCUUGGUGCAGUGAAGGGCAGGGAGGGUGAGAAGAAACCCUCCUUUCUUCCCUCAA
Molecule: messenger RNA, 2235 nt
Organism: Hirundo rustica (Barn swallow)
Lineage: Eukaryota; Metazoa; Chordata; Aves; Passeriformes; Hirundinidae
Gene: LCMT1
Product: leucine carboxyl methyltransferase 1
Exons: 11
Coding region: 30-1010 (326 amino acids)
Biological process (GO): C-terminal protein methylation
Cellular component (GO): cytosol
Molecular function (GO): protein C-terminal leucine carboxyl O-methyltransferase activity
Source: RefSeq, a predicted model, not a curated record